Molecule: messenger RNA, 2276 nt
Organism: Brassica oleracea var. oleracea
Lineage: Eukaryota; Viridiplantae; Streptophyta; Magnoliopsida; Brassicales; Brassicaceae
Product: kinesin-4-like
Exons: 14
Coding region: 1-2253 (750 amino acids)
Biological process (GO): microtubule-based movement
Molecular function (GO): microtubule motor activity; microtubule binding; ATP binding
Source: RefSeq, a predicted model, not a curated record
AUGUAUUAUCACGUUAGUGAACAUGUCGUCGACGUCAUUGGUGCUAACAGCCCUCAGGUAUGUGCCCUUCUUCCUGCUUCAAAUGAGUUUGAAAAUCGAGUUACAAACCAAUAUAAGUUGGCCAAAGCAGCCCCAUCAGAAUCAACUUCUUCACUUAACAGCAGAUCAUUUCAUAAACCUGUUGGUGCAAGAGAGAGGGAAGAGAAGAGUUUCAAAGCAAUAAAGAAAGACGAAACCAAUAAAAAAAGCCAGAUUCUUGAUGAAGAGAUGAAAAAUCGACAAUGUAAACAAUUGACAAUCUUCAACCAGCAGCAAGAAGAUAUAGAAGGACUAAGGCAGACCCUCUACACUACAAAAGCUGGUAUGAAAUUUAUGCAGAAGAAGUUUCAAGAAGAGUUCUCUUCUCUUGGCAUGCACAUUCAUGGCCUAGCUCAUGCUGCUUCUGGCUAUCACCGAGUUCUUGAAGAAAACCGAAAGCUGUACAAUCAGGUGCAGGACCUCAAGGGUAGCAUCCGUGUGUAUUGUCGUGUACGACCAUUUUUGCCUGGACAAUCCAGCUUUUCCAGUACAAUUGGGAGCAUGCAGGACGAUAGCAUAGGGAUUAACACUGCAUCAAGACAUGGAAAAUCACUCAAAUCCUUCAGUUUUAAUAAAGUCUUUGGCCCAUCUGCGACUCAAGAGGAGGUAUUCUCUGAUAUGCAGCCAUUGGUCCGUUCUGUUCUUCAUGGAUACAAUGUCUGCAUAUUUGCAUAUGGUCAAACUGGAUCAGGAAAAACAUUCACAAUGAGUGGACCAAGAGAUAUAACGGAGAAGAGUCAAGGAGUUAACUACAGAGCACUUGGUGAUCUGUUUCUUCUUGCUGAACAAAGAAAAGACACAUUCCGUUAUGAUAUUGCUGUUCAGAUGAUUGAAAUUUACAAUGAGCAAGUCAGAGACCUUCUGGUUAUUGAUGGAAGCAACAAAAGGUUAGAGAUCAGGAAUAGCUCUCAAAAGGGUCUAAGUGUACCGGAUGCAAGUCUUGUGCCGGUUUCUUCAACAUAUGAUGUGAUUGAUCUAAUGAAACUUGGGCAUAAGAAUCGUGCUGUUGGAUCAACAGCCUUGAAUGAUAGAAGCAGCCGUUCUCAUAGUUGCUUGACGGUUCAUGUUCAAGGAAGAGACUUGACUUCAGGAGCUGUUCUUCGUGGAUGUAUGCAUCUUGUGGAUCUAGCAGGCAGUGAAAGGGUAGAUAAAUCCGAAGUUACUGGCGACAGACUAAAAGAAGCACAGCACAUCAACAAAUCUCUAUCUGCUUUAGGAGAUGUGAUUGCUUCACUAGCUCACAAGAACCCGCAUGUUCCUUACAGAAACAGCAAACUCACACAACUCCUUCAGGAUUCUCUUGGAGGACAAGCAAAGACAUUGAUGUUUGUGCACAUUAGUCCUGAAGUAGAUGCAGUUGGGGAAACAAUAAGCACUUUGAAGUUUGCGGAGAGAGUAGCUACAGUUGAGCUUGGUGCUGCCCGAGUAAACAAUGACACUUCAGAUGUUAAGGAACUCAAAGAACAGAUUGCUACUCUUAAAGCAGCACUCGCUAGAAAAGAAGCAGGUUCACAACAGAACAAUAUAUUAACGACUCCUGGUGGCUCUGAGAAACACAAAGCCAGAACUAGUGAAGUAGAGAUUCAUAACAGUAGCAUCAUGACAAAGAAGUCAGAAAGCUGUGAAGUGGAGGAGAUUACAGUGAACUCACCACCUUGGCCACCGGUAGCAAGUCCAGGCCAAACCUACAGAGAGGAAGACCCAAGUUUCGGUUCAAGUGAAUGGGUUGAUAAGGUAAUGGUGAAUAACAGGCAAGACGAGAUGAGGAGAGUGGAGAGUCUUUGGGGAGGAGGAAUGACAGACAAUGGGAUAAGUGUUCUGCCGGAAGAUUUUUACAGGAGAGAUGUGUCUUCAGACAGUUCAAGAAUAUUCUCUGAACAUUCUUACAAUAUCUUCAUGGGAAACAACAACAGCGCAGACGAUCUAGAUGCAGCCACAAGUGAGUCAUCUGAGCCAGACUUGCUCUGGCAAUAUAACCAAACCGCUUCCAAGAUGUCAUCGACAACAAGCACUAUUGAGUCAACAAAAGCAAAGAAACCUGUCUCAAGACCGAUAAGAAGUCCUCAACUCAGGAACUCAAACACGGUGACACGUCCUUUAGUGAAUGGUUCUCGUGGCACGAAACAGGUUGGUCUUGCUGCUGAUAUGAAGCGAAAGGCAAGCGUCAGACGUUGAAAGACCAUUCACUCACACACGCA